AUAAAAUGGACUCCAUAGCUAUUCAGAUCAAACAGCUGGCGUCCUCUGCCGACGAGACAGGCCGAAGAUAUAUCCUCGACACCCUCACCGAGCUGCAAUGGCAGGUCGAAACGCCCUACGAUACCCUAAUGCGCUUCAAGAUGAUGUCUGGUCCGCUAGUCAUAGCUCGGAUCGCUGCUGAUCUAGGCCUUUUCAAAAUACUUGCUCGGAGCGAACAGUGCCUUGAGCUAGAUCAGAUAGUGCAAGAGACCGGAGGAGCGGAAUCGAUGAUCAGACGCCUGCUACGGACAAUGGCCUCCUUCAGUCUCAUCGAGGAGGUUGGAGUCGACCGCUUCACUGCCAAUGCUAUGACGAGACUGUGGGCCGAGCCGGUCCAUGAAGCCCAUCUCCACGUAUCGUUCGAAAUGAGUAUCCGGUUGGGCGGGGCGCUGCCCGACUUCCUCGCCGAGCAUGGAUACCAGGAUGUCACGCACCGGCGAGACACAGUCUUCCAAAAGGCCUUCCAGACAGACCUGCUCGCCUUCGAUUACAUGGCCACCCAGCCCGAUCUGCUCAAGUCUUUCCAGCAGACGAUGGGCAUCAAGCGCGUCGUUGACUGGUUGUCUGUCUUUCCUUUUGAAGCAGCGCUGGGCGACUGGGAUAACGAGGUGGAUCGACCCCUUUUCGUCGAUAUCGGUGGCGGAUUCGGCCACCAGAGUACUGGCGUGCGUCGUCGUUUCCCACAGAUUUCGGGGCGAGUGAUCUUGCAAGAUCUCGAGGCGUCGUUGAAGCACGUCAAGGAUCUCGAGGGGGUGGAGAUCAUGCCCUAUGAUUUCUUCACGCCGCAGCCAGUCAAGGGAUCACGGUUCUACUACCUCCGCAUGAUUUUGCACGACUACACAGACGACGACUGUCUGCGGAUCCUCAACAAUAUCAUCCCCGCCAUGGACGAGCAUUCCCGUAUCCUCAUCGACGAUAUUGUCCUGCCAGACACCGGCGCGCACUGGCAAGCCACCAUGGAGGAUAUCUCCAUGAUGGCCGUGCACGCGGCCAAGGAGCGGACGCGGCGCGAGUGGGAGGAGCUGCUGGCACGCGCAGGGCUGCAGAUCAAGGAGCUGUACACGUAUAUUCCGAUCUUGUCGAACUCGGUGCUCGUGGUGGAGAAGAUUCUCAAAUAAUUCCUGAUAGAAAGGAUAGGUUAGCCACAGAUUCUCUUCUCAAUUCAAAUGAAUCUCAAUAGCGUUGGAAAUCUCCGACUCGGUCAGGCU
This is a messenger RNA of Penicilliopsis zonata CBS 506.65, 1247 nucleotides long. RefSeq lists its product as hypothetical. Gene Ontology annotation, molecular function: O-methyltransferase activity. The transcript is spliced from 5 exons. The record is from RefSeq and is a predicted model, not a curated record. The coding region runs from base 6 to 1157 and encodes 383 amino acids. NCBI's taxonomy places the organism in Eukaryota, Fungi, Ascomycota, Eurotiomycetes, Eurotiales, Aspergillaceae.